GCUUCCUCAACAAAUCUCUCUUUCAUCUCGCUCUCUCUCUCUCGCUCUCGCUCUCGCUCUCGAUCUCGCCACCACUCGCCCUUGCUUUAGCCUCAGCAAGCCCUCAAUCCAGUCGCAAUGUCUGGAAACCCAGCCACGAGCCCGAAGCGCAUAGGCGCCAUCCGCCAUCCUCAGUCCGAGUACACUGGUGCCACUCCCAUGACCUCGUCCGAGCUGCCCAUUAGCCAGGCCUACUCCCGCAACUCGGGAGGCUAUGGCCCUGCGCCUACCGCUGCCCUGGCUGGCCCGCCGUCUGCAUACCGGCAGGACAUGAUGAACCCCCACUAUGGCGCGCCCCCCUCCCACGCGAUGGCUUCCUCCUCUUCGAGAGGCGACUCGAGCAGCAACGGUCUCAUGUCUCCUUCCCUGGCGGCUGGGCCCCCCACCUCGUCUCGAGCUCCGACAGCCCACGGGUACUCGUCCACUAGCUCACCCAACAUGAACAGGCAUUCUUACGGCCAGGGGUCUGCAUACACGGCCUCCAACUCGCAGCCACAGAGGCCGGUGCGCUCUGGCACGCUUCCUACAAGCGAGCACCCUAGUCUGAUGAAUGGCAACCACUAUCGCGAUGCUCGUGGUUCAUCUAACGGUUCCUCCACUCCAUACAGCAACGGCCUCGGCGGCAGUCACGCACCCACCAUUGGCGGACUUGGUCUCACUCCGCAGCACCAGCAGCCCGACCACUUCCAAAGCAACUCGGCCGCGUUCGAGGCCAACUUUGACCAGAAGAUCAACAUCGGGCCCGUCAUCCCUGUCCAGCCCGAGAAGGACACCGCCCCUCCCCCGACCAUGCGUGCCCGUAGUGGGACAGGCAAGAGUACCAAGGAUAAGAAGAGUGUCCUUGGCUUGCUCAACGACUUCCUCAACACUAAUCAAAAGAAUCUGGUCAUUUCAACUCCGUACGACCCCAUUCACCUCACCCAUGUCGGCUAUGACUACAACACUGGGCAAUACACUGGCAUGCCCUCGGAGUGGCAGAAGAUUUUGGACGAGAACGGUAUCACCCGUGCCGAGCAGGAAGAGAAUCCCGACAAGGUUCUCGCCGUCGUUCAAUUCUUCCAAGACCGUGAUAUCCCCGAGACGACAGACGAUGACGUGUGGAACAAGAUGCGCAACGUUGCGCCGAGCCACCAGCUGUCUCCCGCUGAGUCGCCCCAGCCUCCAUCUGCGGCCAUGUCACGCGAGAACAGCAAUGAUGGAAGUAACAACAAUAAUUAUCAGUUCAAUGCUCCUCGCGCAGCUCCUCCACCGCCGGCAACCGCGGCCAAGAUUCAUCCUGGGAUGCAGGCUGAACGUACCGCGCCUGUUGCCCCUCCCAAACAGCUUCAGCGCAUGCCUUCUUCCCAGUCAUCUUCACCUGCAAUCCCCCCGUCGUCUCAGCUUGACCGUUCGCAUUCACAGCGGCUGCCAUCAUCAACCUCGAGCCAGACGCCCAAGAGGACACUUGACCGUUCUGUCUCUUCUCGCACUCCCACCAGCAGCAACAAGGCAUCUCCGCCAUUGCACAAGUCCCACUCGCAGUCGGGAAGGUCGAGGCGCCCGGAGCAGCCUCACAAUGCUCCCCCUGUGCCCCAGGCUCCGUCCCAGGGUGUUGCGCGCACGACCACGAAGGGCCGCGACCAGGCUGGCGCGCCGCGUCGCAGGGAUAAGGCAAAGGAGAAUGAGGAGGUUAUCCGUCAGUUGCAGCAGAUCUGCUCGCCAGGCGACCCCAACUCCAUAUACCGCCAGCUCAACAAGAUCGGUCAGGGUGCGUCAGGUGGCGUUUACACUGCCUACGAUCGCUCUGGGACACCCGUGGCCAUCAAGCAGAUGAACCUCGAGAAGCAGCCCAAGCAGGACCUCAUCAUCAACGAGAUUCUCGUCAUGCGCGAGUCAUCACACCCCAACAUUGUCAAUUUCAAGGACUCUUACCUUUGGAAGGGUGACCUCUGGGUUGUGAUGGAGUACAUGGAGGGUGGCAGUUUGACCGACGUCGUUACCGCCCACUGCAUGAGCGAGGCGCAGAUUGCCGCGGUCAGCCGCGAGACAUGCGAAGGGCUUCGCCAUCUGCACUCGAAGGGUGUCAUUCAUCGCGACAUUAAGAGUGACAACAUUCUCCUCUCGCUCAACGGAGAUGUCAAGCUCACCGACUUUGGGUUCUGCGCUCGUAUCGCCGAUCCUCUCCACACGAAGCGCACAACAAUGGUCGGAACCCCGUACUGGAUGGCCCCGGAGGUGGUCAUGCGUAAGGAGUACGGUCCCAAGGUCGACAUCUGGUCGCUUGGUAUCAUGGCCAUCGAGAUGCUCGAGGGUGAGCCGCCCUACCUGAACGAGAACCCUCUGCGCGCUCUGUACCUUAUUGCCACGAAUGGCACUCCCAAGAUCAAGGACUGGGACAAGCUAUCGAGCGUAUUCCGCGACUACCUCAAGGCGUGUCUUACCGUCGACUCGGACCAGCGCCCGAAUGCUGAGCAGCUUUUGCAGAACGAGUUUUUCAAGUAUUCUGCCAAGCUCAUCAGUCUGGCGCCUAUGAUCAAGAGCGCGCGCAAGGGCAAUCAAUCGUGAGGUUGAGUGAGCGUACCGUGCCGCUGGUUGGUCUAUUAUCCGCCAGAAUACCAAAACGUUAUCACCAACCCUUCCGUGUCUGCCUGCACUGCAUCCGUGGUACAUUCUCAGUAUCUCCUGGGCAUGGCGCGCAGCGAGGCUUGCCCGCUGCC
Messenger RNA from Cutaneotrichosporon oleaginosum, 2735 nucleotides. RefSeq lists its product as uncharacterized. Lineage: Eukaryota; Fungi; Basidiomycota; Tremellomycetes; Trichosporonales; Trichosporonaceae. Gene Ontology annotation, biological process: regulation of MAPK cascade; protein phosphorylation; intracellular signal transduction. Gene Ontology annotation, molecular function: ATP binding; protein serine/threonine kinase activity. The record is from RefSeq and is a predicted model, not a curated record. Gene Ontology annotation, cellular component: cytoplasm.